Grus americana (Whooping crane) is the source of this 1547-nucleotide messenger RNA. RefSeq names its product phospholipid phosphatase 1 (gene PLPP1). Gene Ontology annotation, biological process: phospholipid dephosphorylation; signal transduction; phospholipid metabolic process. Gene Ontology annotation, molecular function: phosphatidate phosphatase activity. The record is from RefSeq and is a predicted model, not a curated record. Bases 354 to 1208 code for a protein of 284 amino acids. NCBI's taxonomy places the organism in Eukaryota, Metazoa, Chordata, Aves, Gruiformes, Gruidae. The transcript is spliced from 6 exons.
GGGGCACGAUUCGUCGGCCCCGGCCUGCCGUUGAAGAGCGGCCACCGGGUGGGGCGUCAAGGCGGCGGGUCGGGGCGGGCGAAGUUGCCGCGGUCGGCUCUUCACGCCCGCCUGCCUUAAAGUCCCGGUGGCCGCCGCAGUGGUGGCAGUAUCGCAGUGCGGGCGGCGGCUGCGGUAGCGCCGGGAUCGCGGGGAAGGGGCGGGCGCCAUUGGCUCGGAGCGCAGCGCCUCGCCGCGGCUUAGCCCCUCCCUGCCGCCUCCGCCUCGCUCCCGCCCCCGGGCCGAGGCUGUCACCCCGCCGCGCGAGGAGGCGCCGCCGCCGCGCCUGACGCCGGGCGCCCGGCGCUGCCAGGAUGUUUGACAGGACGCGGCUGCCCUUCGUGGCGCUGGAUGUGGUCUGCGUGGUGCUGGCUGGCUUACCCCUUGGUGUUCUAAACUUGGCCAAAAUAAAACCGUAUCAGAGAGGCUUUUUCUGUAAUGAUGACAGCAUCAAGUAUCCGUUCCAUGACAGUACCAUCACAUCCACUGUCCUCUACACAGUGGGGUUCACCCUGCCCAUUUUCUCUAUAAUCCUAGGAGAGACUCUCUCGGUCUUUUAUAAUCAUUUGCACUCAAAUUCAUUUGUCAGAAAUAACUACAUAGCCACUAUUUACAAAGCCAUUGGGACCUUCAUUUUUGGAGCAGCUGCUAGCCAGUCGUUGACAGACAUUGCCAAGUACUCCAUAGGUAGACUGCGUCCUCACUUCCUCGCUGUGUGCCAGCCUGACUGGGCACGAAUCAACUGCAGUCUAGGUUACAUUGAGAACUUCUCUUGUCAAGGAGACAAAGCAAAAAUCGACGAGGGAAGACUAUCAUUUUACUCUGGCCAUUCUUCAUUCUCAAUGUACUGCAUGCUCUUCCUAGCACUUUACCUUCAAGCCAGAAUGAAAGGAGACUGGGCAAGACUUGUACGUCCUACUCUACAAUUUGGUCUUAUUGCUACAUCUAUCUAUGUGGGUCUCUCACGUGUUUCUGAUUACAAGCAUCAUUGGAGCGAUGUUUUAACAGGACUCAUUCAGGGAGCAGUGGUAGCUGUGCUCAUUGUUGUGUAUGUGUCUGACUUCUUCAAAGUGAGAGGAUGUACAUUUCAACCAAAAGAAGAUUCUCAUACAACCCUACAUGAGACUCCAACAAAUGGAAAUCACUUUGGCAGCAAUCAUCAACCAUGAAGAAUGACCCACCUCACCUGUCCUGCUCGCUGAAAGGAAAACACUUUCCCAACUCUAACUAUGUAAUAUAAGUAAAGCCUAUAAGUAAGCCUUUAAGGGACUGCUGCUGCUCUUGGAUACUCACUUUACCUGUAUAUAGAAACAUCUGCCACAGUUACUGUAUAUCUAAACUUUAAACUUCUGUUGGUUCAAGCUUUUGCUUAAAAGAAAAAAGCUAUUCAAAUUGUAAAUUUUUAUUGAAAACAUGGUAACAGUUAUAUUACCUACUGCUGUUUGUACCUGCCUUGUUGAAACAACUGUGGUUUAAAUACACACCAUUAAAAGAAAUAAUGAUGAGCU